AUAGCUGAUUCCCACUGUUAUAAAGAGAGGUUACUGGUUUGAUGUAUCCAUCAGCUGAUAGCAAGAUUAAUAUAACCAAAUGGAGACAGUUACUGAAGAAAAAAUAGAUGAGCUAAUUAAAGCUCAAACUCAUAUAUGGAAUCAUACAUUCCAUUUUAUCAAGUCCAUGUCUUUGAAGUGUGCAGUUCAACUGGGCAUACCAGAUAUCAUUAAGAGCCAUGGUCAACCCAUGACUCUUUCAGAGCUCGUUCUUGCUCUGCAAGUUCAUCCAACUAAAACCCAUCAUCUCUAUCAUCUUAUGCGAGUCCUUGUCCAUUCGGGUUUCUUUAAUUUGCAAACUGCUUCUGAUAAUCAUAGCCAAGAAGGCUAUAUACUAACUCCAGCUUCUCGUCUUCUGCUCAAGGACAGUUCUUUUGAUACUAGACCCUUUAUAUCUCUAGUUCUCGAUCCAGUUGCAACAGAACCAUAUAAUUAUUUAAUACCUUUUCUUCGAAAUGAUGAUCUUACACCUUUUGUCACUGCCUUUAAAGACACAUUAUGGGGUUGUGCAGGGAAUGAGGCUAGGAUUAAUCAUUUGGUUAAUGAUUGCAUGGCGAGUGAUAGCUCAGUCAUUGGCAGGGCAGUGAUUAUUAAGUGUAAGGAGGUAUUUGAAGGGGUGAACUCUUUAGUGGAUGUUGGAGGUGGCACUGGAAACAUGGCUAAGGCUAUUGGCCAAACUUUUCCAAACUUGAAGUGCACUGUUUUAGAUCUUCCACAUGUUGUUGAUAAGUUGCAAGGUAGCAACAACUUGAGUUUUCUUGGUGGAGACAUGAUUCAGGCAGUUCCUCCUGCAGAUGCAAUUUUACUUGAGUCGAUAUUGCAUAACUGGCCUGAUGAAGAAUGCAUAAAGAUACUGAAAAAUUGCAAAGAGGCAGUAUCAGAAAAGGGCACAGGAGGGAAGGUAAUUAUCAUUGACAUGGUGAUGGGAAACCAGUCUUGGGAUGACAGUUUAAUGGAAGGGCAACUGUGCCUUGACAUGCAAAUCGUAAGAGUGCUACGAUCCUAGAAGCUUGCCAGAAGCCGCUUCUUGUCCAGACAUCUUAUCUUUUUCUUUGAUUCGGCGAUCACUUCCCGUCCUUGUCGGACCGCUCUCUAGGCCAAGCUUUCACAAAGUUAAUCUCAAAGAUUAUCAUAUAUAAUUGUAAAUUGUCCCUCAUAACAGUUCUCAAUCAUGAACUUUAGAGACUGCAUUUUGUUAUUACAGACAUUCAAUCUCCACCAGCACCAGCACCAUCACCUUUUUCUUUUCUUUUUUGUGGUGGAAAUAAAGAGUUCUAAUUAUUAUUUAAA
Molecule: messenger RNA, 1329 nt
Organism: Ricinus communis (castor bean)
Lineage: Eukaryota; Viridiplantae; Streptophyta; Magnoliopsida; Malpighiales; Euphorbiaceae
Product: trans-resveratrol di-O-methyltransferase
Exons: 2
Coding region: 80-1045 (321 amino acids)
Biological process (GO): methylation
Molecular function (GO): S-adenosylmethionine-dependent methyltransferase activity; O-methyltransferase activity; protein dimerization activity
Source: RefSeq, a predicted model, not a curated record